Messenger RNA from Scophthalmus maximus (turbot), 1986 nucleotides. Its product is annotated as bromodomain-containing protein 3-like. The transcript has 11 exons. The record is from RefSeq and is a predicted model, not a curated record. The coding region runs from base 194 to 1852 and encodes 552 amino acids. NCBI's taxonomy places the organism in Eukaryota, Metazoa, Chordata, Actinopteri, Pleuronectiformes, Scophthalmidae. Gene Ontology annotation, biological process: regulation of DNA-templated transcription; chromatin remodeling. Gene Ontology annotation, cellular component: chromatin; nucleus.
AGAAAAAAGAAGGAAGCAGCGUGUUUUCUGCAGCUCUUUUGCUUCAGCAGCAGGAAACUUGGUGUGUACCCUGUGUGGUAUGACAACUAUGUAUGACAUUUGCGGCCGUUCUGCCAGACCUACUGAUGAGCUGAGGGACGACGGCUACCGAAUUCACAGAAGAUAACAGAAACACCCUACCACCAUCGUCGUCAUGUUGGCAGACGCGAACCCUCCGCCUCCCGACGUGAGCGACUCCGACAAUUCGGGCCGGAGGACCAACCAGCUGCAGUACUUGCACAACGUGGUGGUCCGAUCCCUGUGGCGCCACCAGUUCGCGUGGCCUUUUCACCGGCCCGUCGACGCCGCUGCUCUCGGACUAACAGAUUAUCAUACAAUAAUAACCUCUCCCAUGGACCUGGGCACCAUCAAGAGACGACUGGAGAACAACUACUAUUGGAGUGCCACUGAAUGUAUGCAAGAUUUCAACACCAUGUUCACCAACUGCUUCAUUUACAACAAGCCGACGGACGACAUCGUGCUGAUGGCCCUCGCCCUGGAAAAGGACUUCUUGCAAAAAGUCGGCAGUAUGCCUGAGAGGGAGGCGGAGGUUUUACCUCACGCAACAAAAGGCAAGGGCAAAAAAGGCAGCGCUCCAGGUGGGCAGGAUGAAACAUCCACCACAUGUCCAUCACCCGCAAAAAAGGAGGGGCUGAAAAGGAAGAAAGAGGCUUCCGCUGAUCAGUCCUCGCCAGCCGCAGCAGAAUCGAGGGAUUUGCCAGGAAGCAAGAGGGGACGCGAUCUCUCCAGGGGCGACUUUGGGGAUCGGGAGUCGCCGCGGCAGGAAGACGAGCGGGGCCUUGCGGGCAAAAAGCUCAAAUACUGCAAAAACAUCCUGAAGGAGAUGCUCUCUAAGAGACACGCGGGAUACGCCUGGCCUUUCUACAAGCCCGUCGACACCGAGGCGCUGCAGCUCCACGACUACCACGACAUCGUCAAGUACCCCAUGGACCUCAGCACUGUUAAAAAAAAAAUGGAGAGAGGAGAGUACUUGGACGCGAACGGUUUUGCUGCAGACGUUCGGUUAAUUUUCUCCAACUGCUACAAAUACAACCCUCCGCAUCACGAUGUCGUCACCAAGGCCGUAAAACUUCAGGGCGUGUUCGAGAAGAGGUUCGCAAAGGUCCCCGACGGGCCCGGGGAGACGGUUUCAACGGCAAGCUCAGCAAUGUCCCCGAAGAACGCGAUUUUCGGCGGGAUGAGCGGCACCAAUUCCUCCGGCGGGGACGCGGAGUCUGCGGCGGAGCGCGCCACCCAGCUCGCCGGGUUGCAGGCACAGGUGGGAUCACAGCAGCUUAAGACGGGUCGUGAGCAGCGACCUGCCCUCUCCGGCGGCCCUGCGCUCAAACCGAAGAAGAAGAAAAAGACCAAGAAACGGAACAGCAGGAAAAAUAAACACCGCACGCAUUCCAAGAGUGCCUCCAGGCACGAGUGGAGGGGAAGCAAAGACUGGGACUCGGACGGCGAACAUCUGCCGAUGACGCAAGAGGAGAAGCAUCAGCUGGGCCUCAACAUCAACCGGUUGCCCGGCACGAAGCUGGGCCGCGUGGUGCACAUCAUCAAGACACGCGAGCCCUCGAUGUGCGAGGGCGACCCCAACGAGAUCAUGAUUGACUUCGAGAAGCUCAAGACGUCCACCCUGCGGGAGCUGGAGCAGUACGCCAAGUCCUGUCUGCGCCCGAGGUUUAAGAAAUCCCAAAAGAAGAGGGCUGCGUCUCAUCACGUGCGCAGCAGCAGCAGCAGCAGCAGUUCUUCAGAUUCGCCAGUCGGCAGCAGCUCCAGCGACUCCGGUCAGGACAGCAGCGACGCGUAACAGCCGUAAUUGUUUAUUUAUUUAUUUAUUUUCGUCUGUGACCAAAAGAGAGAUAUCCUGAGAUGUUUAUUUUUUUUGUAUUUUGUUGUAUGUUCUACUGUGUUGAAAUAUUAAACGUUCCACCUCCAUCUUCA